AUGAGCAGUGUGACGGCUUUUGCAUCAGCACUGGCAGCAAAUCUUUGCACCGCUGUAGAUGGGUCAAUGGCCUUUUGCUUCGUGAGAGACGUUGAGACUGAACAGCUCCUAGGGGCAUAUGCGGCUCGCCCAGCCGUUUCUGGUCAACAGGAUGCCCGCCAUGCCGCCACGGGACACGAUAAUCAAGGUGAAUGCGUAGAUGUUCCCUACCAGCCAGGCAGUGCAGUGGAGAAAAAUAGAACGAUGAUGCCCAUUAGCCCAAAGGGGGCUUUACAAAGCUGUUUAAGCGCCUUCACAGUAAAGGCCACGACGAGUUGUCCGUGCAGUGGACCCCCACCUUGUGGAGAGCUCUCUCUGGAAAAUAUGAGCCCAGAAUCGAUGGCCUUUCUCUCUGCUUUGUUUGCUGAAGACGCCAGAGCCAGUAACUCCUGUUCGCCCCUCCCUGCGCAACCCCCAGCUGAGGGUGAAACUGGUUCAGAAGCGCCAUCGCAGAACCGUUGGGGCAGCAAAUCUUUCCAGAAGUGUCAUUCAGGGGAGAAUACAGCUGUCCCUUUAGACGUGAGAUUGGGUCAGCCUGAAGGAGAAAGCAGUACACGUGAUCAUCCGAUAGGGAAGCCAUCUAGUGGGGUUGUCUCAGAGGUACCGUCACUUCCGCCGUCAGAGCUGAUUGUGCUGACAUCUGAUGGCUUAGUGGGAUAUCUCGUGAACGAUCUGAAAGGAGGUUCAAAGGCAUAUUGCUAUGAGCCAGCUACAGGGCGGCUCUCACCUGCGCCAGCGAAAGAUUUGUCUAAGGCGGGCCAGCCUGGCGGACUCCGAGACUCACUACCCCGUGCAUCGGAUCAAGGUUUCCUGAUUGGUUGCCGAAUGGAAGGCGAAGGAGCACUGAGUGCAUGCACAGCCAUGGCAGAAGCCCGCGUAUCUUACGUGGGUCCUGGGACGAAGAGACUCCCUUCGUUUCCAAGUGGUGUUCCUAGCAAUGUACCGCAUCCAACUGCCCAGCCGGAUGGCUCACUGCUUGGGACUCGGCUAGCUUCUGUAGAGUCUGUUGUUAGUGCGGGAGAUGCUUUAAAAGCAUCUCCAUUGCCCCGUUUAGCCCCACGGGCGCGCCUGCCGUAUCUUCCUCGAAUAUCAAAUGGCUUGCAUGACUCCAUUCCGCUGUUGUUUUCGGCCACCCUGGAGCAUCCUACUGCCGCGAUGGACGAGGGAACGACUUUCCGGUGCCCGGAAAGUGCAUCCAGUGGCCGAGGUUCACGCGCUUCAACGGAAACGCACUCGGCAAUCCUGUCCUCCCGUAGAAACUUGGGCACUGAGACUCCGCUGCUGACAGCUCAGCCAGAAAUGGGCCUUUUUGUAACGCCUUCGAGUUCAGCCGCAGCUGACUUUCCCUGUGAGCGACCGUCCGUGGAUAAUGAUGUCCGCGAUGACAGUACUGGUGGUGCGUCCAUGUUGCACUCUCUGCAGUCGGACGCGACCUUAGGAGUCGUCUUUUGUCUCAAUGCCAAGAGGGUUGAUGCGCACGCUCUGCUGGAGGCAAUUGCUAACGUGUGCGCUCCUCCUAUGGCACUUCUUCUCCAACAACAAUGGCUUCGCAGAGACAGGUUUAAGCGUGUUCUCCAGCUGGAGCUUCAUCGUACUGUAUUUCAGGAAACAUCCAUACCCAUCAGGAUGAUGCAGCGCCUUCUGGCACUAGUCCACGCCGCUGUUGGAGCGGAGGCGGCAGCCUUUUUCAUUGCAGAUACUCAGAACAGGAACUUUAUUUGUCUUGGGGGCCACAAGAGAGCAACGGGCCUCAGUCUAUGCGGAGACCACCGGCUCUUGGGAGAGGCAGCUCGCCAGCGAGGCAGGACAGUUAUUUUUAACUUCCUUCCAGAGGGAUUCAAUGCAGAGUACGACUCGCGUGCACGCUUCGAAAGCAAGCACGCCAUGCUGGUCCCCUUGCUAAAUACCCAAGGUCACGUGAAAGCUGUGGUGGUGCUGCUUAACCGGCUGCAGUGCACAUGCGAGCGCAUGAAAGAAGUAGCAGAAGACGCAGAGAGAAAAUGUGCUUGUGAUGGUCACGUUCGUCGCCUCGAGCCGUUGUCUCUGGCAGUAGAUGCGUGGAGCGCUGCGACAGCUCCUUGUGAGAACUGCGCCAGAAGGAAUGUGAACGAACUGAUUCACGAAACAUUAAUGCGCGCUAUCCAGUGCGAGAUGCAGCAUUGGCUCGGCGGCCAAUUAACAAAUGUCUGCAUGGCCGGCAUGAGUCUUCUUCAGCCCAUGGAAACAAUGGUCUCCUACGUCAUGGGGGGGCAAAGACAGGGACACCGGAACACAAGGCCUCUCUGCGCAGUCAUGGAACAAAUUGAAAACUUUGUCCUUCGUGACAAACGCAUGAUGCUGUUAAGCCUUCGUCGUUGUGCUUCGGUGGCGGUGACCAAGCCCAUUUCAUACUCCUGGACAGAUGCUGGAGCGACACAGGGUUUGCGCAGCACUUCUUCACGUCAUUCAGCGGAGCAGGGCGUGCGGCUAGUCCAUUCCAGCAGCGCCCCGCUUGUCCUCUACUCUGGUCUGCGUCACUCUUCCACGGGAGGAGAGGAGUUGAAGUCUACUCCGCAGCAUGUGGAGGACAGCACAUCGGAUGAAUUGCUGGCAUUUCGGCACAAGCGAAGAGCCUCCCUUCCAUCUCUGGUUUUUUCUGCGACCCUCCAAAGGUGCACGCGGCCGUUUGAUGAUAUCCGCAAACAGGUAUUCGCUGACUCUAGACGGUUGGACCUGGACAUUUGGCGGAGGACGGCGGACGAACUACAACUGUUCUUCCUUCUGGCUUUAGAAGAGCUGGGCGUGAUGGUGAAGAGUGAAAAGGCUGCACUACAAGCAUUUUUUGCUCUCAUACGCGAUGCAUACCACACCGAUAACCCUUACCACAACUUCUAUCACGCAAUGCACGUAGCACAGAUGUGCUGGCUUUUUUUGACGCGGUACUCUUGCAGAGAUGCAUUGACGCUCACGGAGCAGCUGGGUCUAAUGCUGGCGGCCUUGGCGCAUGAUGUUGACCAUCCAGGAGUAAACAACAACAGCCUCAUCGAGCAGCAGCACCCUCUUGCGAUUAUCUACAAUGAUAAGGCGGUUCUAGAAAACCACCAUGCUGCUUUCGCUACCAGCGCCAUGAUGAAGCUUGGGUUGUUUUCUCACAAGGCGAAAAGCACGAAAAAGUCGCCCUGCCCACGUUCGUCUGCCUUGUCGAGCGGCUCUGCAGUGGCGGAUGUGGAGCAGCCCUUUCUAGUCUCGUCAGCUUUUGGAGCUGUGCGCCAGCAGAAUGAAGAGGAACACGACUGCGCAGAUGAUGAAGAUGACCACGCGUUUUAUCCAUCCUUUGCAGAAAUCCGCAGAGUUCUUAUAACCUGCAUUUUGGCCACUGACAUGGAGCUAUUUAGACAGCAUCAUGAGGCAAUGAGAAAGAGAGGUCAAAUGAAAAGAAGUACAGGAGACUUCUUGAGUAGUGAUGAAGAUCGCACAUUACUGGUCACAUGUCUGAUCCACUGUGCAGACAUUAGCAACCCUUUGCUUCCUGAACGCCGAAAUGUGCAGUGGGCCUCUCUUAUUAUUCAGGAGUUCAAUGCCCAGGUGGAGAUGGAGAGGCACAAAGGGCUCCCAGUGACGGUCUUCAUGGACGCUCGUACGGAGCUGCUCAGGACGCAGUCCCAAAUAGGCUUCUUGUCUUUUGUUGUCCUGGACCAGUUCCGAGCUCUGGCAGACUUGGUUCCUGGUGCGGAAGAGUUAGUUGUUCAAGGAGAAAAAAAUUUGGAGGACUGGCAGUCUGCAAUGGAUAUCCUGCGCGAGGCCGAGCGCCGGGACGCGUGA
Messenger RNA from Eimeria maxima, 3840 nucleotides. Its product is annotated as 3', 5'-cyclic nucleotide phosphodiesterase domain-containing protein, putative. Bases 1 to 3840 code for a protein of 1279 amino acids. The transcript has 18 exons. The record is from RefSeq and is a predicted model, not a curated record. Gene Ontology annotation, biological process: signal transduction. Gene Ontology annotation, molecular function: 3',5'-cyclic-nucleotide phosphodiesterase activity. Lineage: Eukaryota; Apicomplexa; Conoidasida; Eucoccidiorida; Eimeriidae.